ACCCAAUCUUUCUUACUUGAGCCCGCGAGCCGCGAGCUUGACAACUCAAGUUAAAGAUGGCGGCCAACGUGGAACGAAUUCAACAACAAUUGCAAACGGAAUUAGAGAAAUACAAGGCUCAUCAGAUUGAUUUGCAAAAGUCAGUAAGCACUCGACAGCAACUCGACGCCCAGUUGUCAGAAAAUACCGUGGUGAAAGAGGAAUUGGACAAAAUCUCCUCAGAUGGUAAUGUGUACAAGUUGAUUGGCCCAGUGCUUGUCAAACAAGACCUGGAGGAAGCUAAGCAGACUGUUAGCAAGAGAAUAGAUUAUAUCAAUGGAGAGAUAAAAAGACAAGAUGGUAUGAUCAAUGAAAUGGAGAAAAAGCAAACAGUGAGCAGAGAAAGUCUGAACAAGUUGCAAAAUGAUUAUCAACAAUUCAUGACAAAAGCUGCAAUGAAAGCAUAAAUCCUAGCAUUACAGCAAUGAUUGGUUCACUACACAUGUUUACAGCAAUGAUUGGCCUACUACACAUUUGAAAUUUCAAAAAGCAUAAGUAUAUGGUCUCAUAGGCCCUUGAUUCUUUUGGUGCAUGUUAAGGACUCGCUUUUAACAUUUCUGCUACCCCUCAAACUUAGCUAUGUCCAACUUAGGGGUGCCUUUUCAGUUAUCCUACCUGACAGCAUUUUGAUGUAACAUCAGGUCAGCGGGUAUGCUGUUUUGAAGAUCACAAAAUUAGCCAGACUAACAUUAUGGGUUCAAACAUUUUGUAGGCUAGCAUACGCGUUCUCAGGAUUGGCCGAGGGGCGGGGAGUGCGCAGUCAUCAGGUAUCAUAUGGAAAAAGCAUGGAAUUCGAAAACUCGUUAACAAGAGAUGACCCACUUUUUACCCACCAAGGGGGGGGGGGGGGGGGGGGGGGGGUUGCGCACUCACCCUGCACACCCUCCUGUGUGUGCGCCUGUCUAGGGGGGAUAUUUUUCAUGAGCCGUAUUCAAUGCAAAUAAACUGAGUCAAGUCGGUAUAUACACUGUGUACCGCCCAUGGAAAUAAACUGAGUCAAGUCGGUAUAUACACUGUGUACCGCCCAUGGAAAAUAAAGCGAGUCAAGUCGGCAUAUACACUGUGUACCGCCCAUGGAAAUAAACCGAGUCAAGUCGGUAUAUACAUUGUGUACCGCGCAUGGAAAAUAAAGCGUUACAACAUAGCAGAGCACAGCCACAAGACUUCAUUUUUCACUUCGUUUAUAAAAUCUUGAAAAAAAAAAUUGCACUUGAUGGUU
Nematostella vectensis (starlet sea anemone) is the source of this 1258-nucleotide messenger RNA. RefSeq names its product prefoldin subunit 6. Gene Ontology annotation, biological process: protein folding; chaperone-mediated protein complex assembly. Bases 57 to 446 code for a protein of 129 amino acids. Gene Ontology annotation, cellular component: cytoplasm; prefoldin complex. The transcript is spliced from 4 exons. The record is from RefSeq and is a predicted model, not a curated record. Gene Ontology annotation, molecular function: protein-folding chaperone binding. Lineage: Eukaryota; Metazoa; Cnidaria; Anthozoa; Actiniaria; Edwardsiidae.